Molecule: messenger RNA, 924 nt
Organism: Nyctereutes procyonoides (raccoon dog)
Lineage: Eukaryota; Metazoa; Chordata; Mammalia; Carnivora; Canidae
Gene: STPG2
Product: sperm tail PG-rich repeat containing 2
Exons: 7
Source: RefSeq, a predicted model, not a curated record
GAUUUUUCCAAUGCAACUUUGAAAUACAAGGGGAUACAUUUUGGCAACUCUUUGGGAAGACUUGAGUUACCUAUAAAGUCAGGACCUGGUCCUGGACAGUAUGAUAUAGGCCAGAAGAAGACCCCUCAUUAUGAAAAUAUUAACAUCAAGAAAGAUCAGCAACUAAAUUAUUGCUUAAAUCUCCCACGAUUUUAUGAAGUAAUAAUAUUGCAGGAGGAAAAAAAGAGAUUUGUACCUAUGAAAUCAAUCACUCCAGCUCCUGGCACAUAUAAUGAAUCUCGAACUGCUUUUAAUUCCUUGAAGAAAACACCAGGACUGAAAAGUACCCCAUUUGGUCAAAGUGCUGCUCGAUUCACACAAGACUGUAGGACAGAGGAAAUGCCAGGUCCUGGGUUUUAUAAUACCCUAAACAAUACUAUAAUUGACAACGUUAGCAAUACCUGCUUGAAGAAACAAAAGAAAAGUGCAUUUGGUUCUUCUGUUCCUCGGACUCUCUUCUUGGUUAAGAAAGAAGCUUUUAGUGCUCCUGGUCCUGCUGAUUAUCAGGUUGGAAUUUCUGAUGAACUACCUGACUUGACUAACUACUAUGCUGCUUUCUUGUCAAGAACACAAAGAUCUACUAAACUGUCAGAUAUGGAUAAUCCAGCACCUGGCAGCUAUAAUGUUCAGAAAUCAUAUGAGAUGUCCCAAGUUCAACAUAAAUACAUGGCACCUCGUAGUUUUGUGGCUAAACUGAAACAUGCCUCCUUUCUUAGCACAACUCCUCGGUGCCUGGAGAAAAUGACUGAUGGGCCAGGGCCUGCAACAUACGAUCCUGUUUUAAAGAAAUCUUGCUCCAUACCCUUAUUUGUUAAAGCAUCAAAGCGUUUUAAAGAUUCCAAAGAGAUUACUCCUGGUCCAGCGACUUAUGAGGUUUGUCAAUAA